This is a messenger RNA of Gracilinanus agilis (Agile Gracile Mouse Opossum), 3165 nucleotides long. It is a transcript of the gene PYGO2, whose product is annotated as pygopus family PHD finger 2. Gene Ontology annotation, biological process: spermatid nucleus differentiation; kidney development. The record is from RefSeq and is a predicted model, not a curated record. The coding region runs from base 115 to 1335 and encodes 406 amino acids. NCBI's taxonomy places the organism in Eukaryota, Metazoa, Chordata, Mammalia, Didelphimorphia, Didelphidae. The transcript has 3 exons.
CAGGGGCCUGCGCUGGCCCUGAUCCCCCCCUCUGGGAGAUGGUGCAGGCCGGGGGCCCCUCGCCCCCCCGCCGCCGCUCCGGCGGCCACCGCCGCUGACCCGCGCCCCCGCCCCAUGGCCGCCGCGGCGCCGCCCCCCCCUGACAAGCUGGAGGGAGGAGGCGGCCCCGCUGCGCCGCCAGCGCCGCCCAGCACCGGGAGGAAGCAGGGCAAAGCCGGUCUGCAAAUGAAGAGCCCAGAAAAGAAGCGACGCAAGUCAAAUACCCAGGGCCCUGCAUACUCACACCUGACGGAGUUUGCACCACCCCCGACCCCCAUGGUGGAUCACCUGGUGGCAUCUAACCCAUUUGAGGAUGACUUUGGGGCCCCCAAGGUUGGGGGGGCAGCUCCUCCAUUCCUUGGCAGUCCUGUGCCCUUUGGCGGAUUCCGUGUGCAAGGGGGCAUGGCAGGCCAGGUGCCCCCAGGCUAUGGGGGUGGGGGAGGAGGCGGGCCACAACCUCUUCGAAGACAGCCUCCUCCUUUCCCUCCCAAUCCAAUGGGCCCUGCCUUCAAUAUGCCCCCUCAGGGCCCUGGGUACCCACCUCCAGGUAACAUGAACUUCCCCAGCCAGCCUUUUAACCAACCCUUGGGCCAGAACUUUAGCCCUCCUGGGGGACAAAUGAUGCCAGGCCCUGUGGGGGGAUUUGGACCCAUGAUUUCACCUUCUAUGGGGCAGCCACCCAGAGGGGAGCUGGGCCCUCCUUCCCUUCCCCAGCGCUUUGCCCAGCCAGGUGCUCCCUUUGGGCCCUCACCUCUUCAGCGACCUGGUCAAGGGCUCCCAAGUCUGCCUCCCAACACGAGCCCCUUUCCUGGUCCUGAUCCUGGCUUCCCUGGCCCUGGAGGAGAGGAUGGAGGAAAGCCCCUAAACCCUCCUGCAGCGACUGCCUUCCCUCAGGAGCCUCAUUCGGGCUCACCUGCUGCUGCUGUCAAUGGCAACCAGCCCAGUUUUCCUCAGAACAGUGGUGGUCGGGGUGGGGGAACCCCAGAUGCCAAUAGUUUGGCACCCUCAAAUAAGACAGGUGGAGCAUCUGGGCACCAGCCUCCUCCAGGCUUGGUGUACCCAUGUGGGGCAUGCCGAAGUGAGGUGAAUGAUGACCAGGACGCCAUUUUGUGUGAGGCAUCAUGUCAGAAGUGGUUCCAUCGAGAGUGUACUGGCAUGACAGAGAAUGCCUAUGGGCUCCUGACCACUGAAGCUUCAGCUGUUUGGGCCUGUGAUUUCUGCCUGAAGACCAAGGAGAUCCAAUCAGUCUACAUCCGAGAAGGCAUGGGGCAACUAGUGGCUGCCAAUGAUGGGUGAAUUUGGGAACAGUUGAUAUGGGACCAAGCAAUCUCCUUGAGGACCAUGGACCUUUCUCCUCUUGUGGCUCUUGGUCCCAACUCCCCAUUCAGACUGGGAGAAGGCUUAGUGACUCCUAGGAAUGAGAGAAGGGAUUUUUUGGGAAGAAUGCCUAGAACCUGCCCAUGAAGGGCUGAGAAAGAAUCCUCUGGGAGGUCAAAGCCCUAUUGAGCAGUGCCAUUCUCUGUUUCUACAAGGUAACUUAAGAGGAAAUGCUAGAGGGGUAGGAUAUGAGUGAACAUUAUUGGUUGGGGGCUGCAUUUCUUUGCUAGUGCCAAAUAACUUCUAGCACCUGCCCCUAACACUUCUAACCAGCUUCACUCUGACAGACUCUUGAAUGGUUUUUACCUCUGACCAGAGGUAGCUGUCAGGGUUUUUUCCCAUUCCUUCAGCGACCUACCAUGGAAUCUUAGCCCAGUGCAGAAGACAGUAUUAGACAUUGAGUGAAACCAGUUGGUAGGGGUCAUCCAUUCUUCCUAACUAUUCUCUUUCCACUGGCUUCCCUCCUCUGGAACCAAAUGGCUUUGAGGAAACCAGAUGAAGGUCUGAAUCAUAGCAGAUUUCUGGAGAUUUUUGGUGGUGGCAAGAUCAGAAUGGUUGAGAGAUGAUGUUCUUGAGACAAUCCCCUCCUCAUACCACAGCUACAGGUCCCUCCCUCCCCAGCUUCAGUUUAAUCAUUACUUGAUCUAUGUCAUGCUUCUUCAAUUCCAACACUUUAUACAUCUGUUACAUAUUAUCUUAAACCACUUUUUUCCAAAUCUGCCCUUUUGCCAAUAGUUCCUGUGUCUUUGCUGUGCUGAGAGCCCAAGGAAAAAAAAAAGAAACCCUAACAAUUUCCACUCCUCAGCCAUUUAUUUCAGAUGUUCUUAUAGGACAAAAGUGAAGGUUUUAUCUUGCCCCUGAAUGGGCAGGUCCCAGUCCUGGGACCCUUAAUGGGGAGGAUAUGUGGGAAAAUUGGAUACUUUUACUUUUCACUCCCCAGCCCUUCAGUAUCUCCCAAGAUUUAAUGGUUCCGCAGUUUAAAAUCUGUUUUCUCAUCAGUCUCUUUAACAGUGUAUUUUCUCUUCUGCCAGAGCCACUUGUUGAGGCAAAUAACUGCCCAGCAUAGAGUCUCUGUUUAGGCCAUUCUGCUUCUGACAUAUGGGGAUGCCCGCCUUUUCUCUCCACUCAAGUGAAAAUAUCAGCUCACAUAUCAGUUCCCUGUUAGUGAUUUGGGUUAGGUUUAGUCAUCUGGAAGGAAUUAGUAGCCUCUAGCUGUGGGUACUCACUCUUUUAAUUGAGGAGGGAAUGAUGGGAAAGAGCCAAAAUAUUUUUUCCCCCUGUUCCUUAACCAGCUGCUCUGCUCUGGUCCUUUCUUUAGCCAGGCACCUCAGCAGCUUUCCCAAGUUCCAGAGCACUUGGAUAAGAUAAGAUAAGAUUCCAGGGCAAAGGGACUGGACAUCUGAGUUUCCUGUCUGUUAAACUAAUACCUGAAGUUCUUAAUUCCUGAAGAGAGUGGACCCUGUGUUCCCCUCCUUCUGCCCCUGGGGGGAAAAGACCAUGAGAAAUAAACUGAGCACAGAUGGAUGGACAGCCACACUAUUAAAUUUUGUGUUGUUUUUGAUUUGCCUCUGGUGUCCCCAUUAUCUAUUACUAUUUUUGUGCAUUUCCUCUCCCUGUUUUCUUUCCCCUGUUUUGUAAAGUAUGGCCCUCUCCAUCUACAAAUAGGAUGGAAUGGGCAGAGGUGGUUUGGCAUAAUGGGGCCUUUGAACUUUUUGUAUGGUUGGAUUUAUAAAGCAACUUGAAAAAUCU